Molecule: messenger RNA, 9246 nt
Organism: Anolis carolinensis (green anole)
Lineage: Eukaryota; Metazoa; Chordata; Lepidosauria; Squamata; Anolidae
Gene: slc1a4
Product: solute carrier family 1 member 4
Exons: 9
Coding region: 147-1814 (555 amino acids)
Biological process (GO): L-glutamate transmembrane transport; L-serine transport
Cellular component (GO): plasma membrane
Molecular function (GO): L-threonine transmembrane transporter activity; symporter activity; L-alanine transmembrane transporter activity
Source: RefSeq, a predicted model, not a curated record
GGCGAGAGAGGGCGGGCUCUGAUUGGCGGUGGGAAGGGGAGGCUGAGCCCAGAGAGCGCUCGCCUUGCAUCAGCCGGGUGGCCCGGCGCGUCCUGCCGCUUGCUUGCUUGCUCAGUGCUGCUGCUGCUGUUCCUCUCCAGAGAAGGAUGGAGAAGUCCGACGAGAGCCGCAACGGCUACCUGUCGGGCGCGGAAGCGGUGGCGUCGGGCGAGGCGCCCCCGGGCCUGCGGCGGCGCCUGCGGGGCUUGGGGCGCUUCCUGCGGCGGCACUGCGUGGUGCUGCUGACGGUGUCCGGGGUGGUGGUGGGCGUGGGGCUGGGGGCGCUGGUGCGGCGGCGGGGCACGCCGCUCUCGGCCGCGCAGGUGGCCUACCUGGCCUUCCCCGGGGAGAUGCUGCUGCGCAUGCUCAAGAUGGUCAUCCUCCCGCUGGUGGUCUGCAGCCUGGUCUCGGGCGCCGCCAGCCUGGACACGCGCUCCCUGGGCAAGCUGGGCGGCAUCGCGCUGGCCUAUUUCCUGCUCACCACGCUCCUCGCCGCCGCCCUGGCCAUCGCCCUCGCCUUCAUCGUCAACCCGGGCCUCGGCGCCGCCGCCCUCAACACGCAGCAGCUCGGCCUCGACCAGGACCUGGCCGCCGGCAAGGAGACCGUCGACUCCUUCCUCGACCUGGCCAGAAACUUGUUUCCAUCAAAUCUCAUUGCUGCAGCCUUUCGAUCGUAUGCCACUGACUAUAAAGCAAUAGUUAGAAAUGCAACUAUUGGAAAUGUUACCAUUGAGAAGUAUAUUACAGAUUAUAAAGCAGUAAUAAAUGCUAAUCUUGGGAAUGCCACCAUUGAAAAGUUUCCAGUUGGCACUGAGACUGAAGGGAUGAAUAUCUUGGGGCUUGUCCUUUUUGCUCUGGUUUUGGGGGUAGCCUUGAAAAAGCUCGGCCCCGAAGGGGAGGAACUCAUUCGUUUCUUUAAUUCUUUCAAUGAAGCAACCAUGGUCUUGGUGUCUUGGAUUAUGUGGUAUGUUCCAUUUGGCAUUAUGUUUCUUGUUGGAAGCAAGAUCGUGGAAAUGGAUGAUAUUGUCGUGCUGGUGACAAGUCUUGGAAAAUAUAUAUUUGCUUCAAUUCUGGGCCAUGUUAUCCAUGGAGGGAUCGUUUUACCACUUAUUUACUUUGCAAUCACACGUAGAAACCCUUUCAGGUUUCUAUUAGGACUUAUAACGCCACUUACAACUGCCUUUGCUACAUGUUCCAGCUCUGCAACUCUUCCAUCAAUGAUCAAAUGCAUUGAAGAUAACAAUGGAGUAGACAAACGAAUUAGUAGGUUUAUUUUGCCCAUCGGUGCAACUGUUAACAUGGAUGGAGCUGCAAUUUUCCAGUGCAUAGCUGCUGUCUUUAUUGCUCAACUGAACAACUACAGUCUCAAUAUUGGACAGAUCUUUACCAUCCUUGUUACUGCAACGGCAUCCAGCGUCGGAGCUGCUGGAAUCCCGGCUGGAGGAGUCCUAACCAUAGCUAUUAUCUUGGAGGCCAUUGGACUUCCCACUAACGAUAUUUCUCUCAUAUUGGCAGUGGACUGGAUUGUGGACCGGACCACCACAGUUGUGAAUGUAGAAGGGGAUGCCUUUGGUGCUGGUAUCCUUCACUAUCUGAAUGAGAAGGAAACCAAGGAGAAGCAGGCAGAACUGAGUGAAGUCCAUGUGGAAGCAGUUCCAAACAUCAAGGCAGAGGGGGAAACAUCACCUUUGGUCAUGCACCAGAACCAGGAUGUGUCAUCUAGCUCUCUAUCACCUAGCACGAAAGAUGUUGAAUCGAAAGAAUCAGUCCUAUGAGUGUGAAGGAUGGGGGAAGGGAGACACCCUGCUGACCCUGUAUUUGUAUUUUGUACUCUGCGCAGGUACUGUUUGGCCAUUUGGAGUUCAGCAGAAUACAUCCUUUUCCUCCUUGGGUGGUAGGGAACACAAAUGAUAGCCAGCGGCAGACUACUGAGGAUGUACAACAGUGUUGUGUAUGUGUGUGUGUGUGUAUGGUGUGCUCCCUCCCCACACAGAGGAAAAAUAGCCCUUCCUGCAAUAGGAUACUGAUGUGUCAGGUGUAUGUGUGCUUGUGCAAAUUAUGCAACACAGACACUUACCAGUGUGAAAGAAAGCCAUUUCAGCAAGGGGUUUCUUUCUUUUGUUGACAUAAAGAGAUAAGACAGAUGAAUGAAGGUCACCAUGAGGUCACCAUGUUAGUCUUAGUUUCUCCUGUUACUGCAUCACGCUUCUUACGUUGUGCUUUAAAAGAGUGCUUCUUCUCUUGGAGAAAUCAGAAAAAAAUGAAUGGAUGGAAAACUCCUCUUGGCGGCAGUGGAUUCUCUGCCACUUGACUCACUAGGGGCCAUAUAAACAACCCCGCCCCCCCACACACACACACAAACCCAAAACAAAAGAGAAUAAAAACAGAAGGUCUGGAAAUCCCAUUUUCUUUUUGUAAAACAGGUUGUUGUGGUAUAUUGUGGGGGGUUUUCAUGGGAAGAGGGUGCAAUUUAUUUAACAGGUGAAUUGUCCCUUCUAGAGGUUUUGUGGAGAGAUUGUUUGCUCUUUUUUCUUUGGGCAGAAAAAUAAUAAUCCAGGUUGAAAACUGCAAAAACUGUUGGUGGUGGUGGUGGUGGGGGGUUUACCUUUACUCUGAGGCCUGCAUUGUGACAAUAUCUGCCUUUGAAAAUCAGAAUGGAAGAGACCCAAUUUAUAUAUCCUAUAUUUUUUUUUUUCAUUUUUACGUCUGCUUUCCACAUGAUAUGUAAGACAACCCUGUAUAUUGAGCAACUGAUCGUUUAAAAAGAAUGUUUAGAUGGUCCGAAAAAGAAAAGGCAAGCAGCUGAAUCCCAACCUAUUACUGUUUAAAAAUGUUCACAAUGACAUUCCCCUGGCAACGUUCACGCAAGACACUUAGCUUGCUGAGCCUUUCCCAGCUCUUUUUGUUAAUAUCUGACAGUUUAUGCGGGCAAGUUGCAUUUGUAAUGUGAGUGUGUAUUCUGUGUUGUGUACCCAAAUGAGCUUAUUUAAGCUUCAUGUGAACAUGGCCUGAUUUUGCUUUUUAUUCAUUAGAAUGGGGAAUUGAGCAAGGUCUUGAGAAAAUUGUCUAUAUUUUCACUGCCCCAAAAGGUCUUCUUUUUGUGUAGAACAUAGUAAAAUUUAUUUAUUAUUUUUAACGCUAUGGAAAGAAUGUUACUUGUGAGAUGCUCUUAAGGGGACUUAAUAGCAAAAGAUUAAUGUAGUGAGUAGCCAGUCAAGGCAGCCAAGUUUGUUCUGCCAGAUUCUCCUGCAGCAAUGAUACAAUCUGUAAACAUAAUCCCAUUGCUUUUCUAUUGGCUAAUCAUUAAGUAUAAAAUUGCAUCUCCCCUUACUUAAUUUGCUGCUUUAUUAGGACUGUAUACUUAGAUCAGUGGUUCUCAACCUGUGAGUCCCCAGGUGUUUUGGUCUACAACUACCAGAAAAUCCAGCCAGUUUGCCAGCUGUUAGGAUUUCUGGGAGUCAAAGGCCAAAACAUCUCAGGACCCACAGGUUGAGAACCAUUGACUUGGAGCCUUGGAUCUUGUUGCGGUGCUUGACAUUUUUUCCCUAUGAAUAGCAGGCAUAUGAACUGAGACUUCUGUAUGGUACAGAUAAACUUAGUUUAUUCAGAGGAUUACAUUCCAGAUUACAUACAUUCUGCGAUGCAACAUCCAGCAUUCCUUAUCUUGGUACCAGUUUGCAUUCUGCACAUGAGUUACAGAUUAAAAUGAAAAGGCCUGCAAACAGCUCCAUCAUUUAAGGCCCUAUCCCCACUGUCAUAUAAUGCUGUUUGAAAGUGCAUUAUAUAGUCAGUGUAUAUUCAUAUAAUGUGGUUUAACUGCAUUGAACCAUAUAAUCCAGUAUAUGGCAACUCGUAGAUGGGAUCUAAUUUAGGAAACUUGGUAUCCUCAGUUGAUUUUGCACAAUUUUCAACAAGAAAUGAAGCGGUUGAAAUAAACUAUUUCCUAACCACUGAAUUAAUCUGAUUUGUAAAAUUGGUAAAUUCAUUGACCCUCUGGGAAACAUCUUGAGUUUUUCAAGUAACACAUUUGCAAUAGUAAAAAAGCAAGAAGGGAUCUGCAAGCAGUAAAGAACAAUACAGACAGAAUGGCUUAAUCCAGUUGCUGGUCUCAAUUAGAGAUAAUCAAUUAAACAAAUGCUUAAUGGUUAGUCAACACAAUAGAUUCGAUUGACGUAUUAUAAUUGGGUCUCGUACACUGGAUAUAGACCUAUAUCCUUUUGAAAUGUAAAACCUUUGUAGGGAAAAGUAUCUUUCUAUUGUAUUUACAUUGCACAAAAUAUCUCCUUUGUGGAGAUAAAAAGUGGGGAAUAAUAAUAAUAAUAAUAAUAAUAAUAAUAAUAAUAAUAAUAAUAAUAAUAAUAAUAAUACAUUGUUCCCUCACAUACUGCAGGGUUUAGGUUCCAGGACCAUCUGCAGUAAGUGAAAAUCCGUGAAGUAGGGACACUAUAUUUUAAUAUUAAUACAUUAUUUUAGCAGUUAUAUGCUAUUUUAAGUCUUUAUCAACCAAUCUUGUGUUGAUAAAUAGCCUCCUUCUCCUCCUGUUGCCACUUGGGCUCUUUUUCUCUCCCUUUGGCUUCUCCUUCCUCCUUCCUUAGGCUGUAAAUUGUAAUUUUUAUGAUUUAUAAUAGUCUUUUAGAGUUUUUUGAAAAACCACGAAACAGCAAAUCCACGAAAAGUGAACCGCGAAGUAGUGAGGGAACACUGUAGUGCCUUUCCGCCCUAAGCUUAAAGGCCCCAAAUAUUGCAGCACAACUUCCUAGGAUAGUUGAUCCAAAUACUGAUAACUGGCUUACCUUUCAUGUACUUUAUUUAGCUAUCUAGUAGGUGAUCAGGACUAGUUUGUUAUUGUUAUUGUUAUUGUUAUUAUUAUUCCAAGUGUGGUUAAUGUCAAGGCACUGAAAAUCAGAAAGUGACUAGGCAAACGUUCAGCAAUCAGUUGUGUGUGUGUAAAUGAAUAGUGCAAAGAGAAGAUAGUAGGCUUUUGUUUUCUGCAAUGUCUUGUGUGGGCUAAACUUCAUGAGACUGCUAGUGGGAGUCACGUGAUUUAAUCUCCAUGGGAGGGGAGAAUGCCCUCCAAUUAGAAAACGAAUAUUCCUGAAAACUAACCAUGGCCUCUUCUCUGGCAUAUUAGUGUUCUGUGUUGAGAGCUUUAUUGGUGGCAAGUAUUCAGUUGAGCUGAAUUGGCAUAGUCUGAAGACCCCUACUGCUGGGUGACUACUACGCUAGUGAGAAUUAUGCUGUCUGGAAGCCAUGACAGACUGUCCCUUCUUCCCCUCUCCUUAUGCCAUGACUGACCGCAGCCACAACACAGACACCUACCUUAACCUCAGAGGUCCAGCAACCUCUUGUGGAUUUAAUGACUCAUGAAGGAGGCCAAGAGAAGGAAUUUCAUGUGCAGUGGGGAGUCCCUGCUGCUCAGAGGUGGUUCAGGGAGCCCCUGUCAGACUACAAAGCAGGUCCAAUAUGGUGUCUCAAGCUGAAUUGUGCCAGCUUUAUUGAUCAGUGUAGAAGGGCCCUAAACUACCCUGGUUUCCCACUUCUUAUCUCUACCAAAGAGUGUUUCUCUGUGUCUCUUUCUCUCUUCGCAAUGCAAAGGAGGAACCAAGAUGGCAAUCAGCUGACAACUGCACAGGAUAAGUGCUGUUGGCAGCAAGCAAUGUCUCUGUUUAUGUAUCAGGAAACUCUUGGAUCAAAUCCAAGGUCAUCGUAUCCUUACUCCCCCAAUGAGCUGAGUACAUUUUGCAACACAUGUCCUUUUGUACCUUGCCAACAAGCAAACGCAGCUGCAUUUUGAACAUGGGCAAUGCAUAAUUCCUCAGGUGCCUUGUGGAACUCUAAACUAGGAGAUGGUCAUCAUACAUGCAGGAAACCACCUUGUGCUGGGUCAUACGACACUGUCAUCAGUAACCCAGUAUUGUCUACUUCGAUUGGCAGCUGCUGGCAGUUGUUUUCCAGGUUAUCUAUACCUGUUCUCUAUAUAUUACUUGCAAACGGGUCUGCUGUAUCUAAUGGUGCCAGGAACUGAAUGUGCCAUGCUAUUGGGCCCUCCCCAGCUCAUUCCAGUUACUGUAGUCUAUUUUAUUAGUACCAUUUUCUUUUAGCUUGUACUACAUUCUUGCAGGAAACCUAGCAUUCCCCAUUCUUCUUUUGUGUGCUUUCUAUACAGAGUGUCCCCUAUUCUCUUCUCUUUCUUCCCCUUAGUUAGCCCUCCAAACUCCACCAGAGGUUGAGCACAGAAUUGCAGUGAAGGGUCUAGAUUCCUAGUGAGAACAAUUAAAUCUUCAAAAGUCAAACCCACAAAGUGUUAUUCAUUAUUCCUUUAGAUCUAAUGGAUUUCAACUUCAUGAAAGAAAUAAGUCUAGCCUUUCAGCAACUCUAAAUGGUCUUUUAAUAACUAGGAUGAACAAGGAAAGCAGUUUUCCCUUUCUCCCACUCUCAAAAUAGCCUGUGUGUGUUUGUGUGUGUGGAAGGGAAGGGAAGCUUGAAAAACAAUACAAAUUCACUUUAGAAUGGUGGCACAGAUCAGCAGUUUUGUAGGGGGCUGGACCUUGUCCGUAAUUCAUUUGCCAAGUACUUUACAAGAAAACACUCUUGCUUUAGGCUGCAUUCAGUAUAUAUACCUUUUUUAAAAAGCUUUUGUGAUUUGCUGGUCUCCUUUGUAUGAACCAAGCCUACCGGAAGGUAUAGUCUGCUGAAACCAGAAACCUUUUGCAUUUAAAACAAAAUGUCAACAAAAGAAAGAAAACUAGAUUUGUGAAUACUGACAUGUUUGUCAAUUCAUGUAUCUUUUAAAAAUAAUGCAAGUGAGGGCAUUCUAAGAGGAUUGAAGUCCAAAGAACAUUUUCCUUUUCAAUGUGUGUUUUUGUCUGUCCCAGAAGGGGUGGUUCUGUUGCCAAACUGUCUGCUAUGCAGCACCAACAUUCCACUUAUGACAAGACUGUUGCAUACAUCAAAAAAGCUAUUUCAAAAGCCACACAAAGAGAAAGGUUAACUACAAACAACAGCUACAAAUGCUUGGAUACCAGUUCAUAUGCAGUUACUUUUGGGAAAGUUAGGUGUGGGUACUAUUAUUGAAACGUAAGGGAACUAAACUGGGGCACAGUUGUAGAGGGGGGAAAGAAUCAAACCUUGUAAAUUGGGAGAAAAGCUGAGCUUCAAGAGAUCUGAAGUGUUGCAUUGUUUACAUCCUAAUUUGAAUGUCUGGAUCUUAUCCUACAUUCCAUUUUAAGAGUGAUCAGACAAUAGACUUGGUGAGCUGAACCCUCUCUAGCUUUUCUCGUCCCUGCUGCACCCUUUUGCUUACUAUAUACCAGGAGGUGCAUUUCUCCCUUCCUGAUAUUGCACUGCAAUUCCCAUUAGACCUGGCCAAGCUAGUGAGUUAUGAGGAAUGCUGGGAACAACAACCUAACAACACAUGGAGAGAGUCACUAUCCAAAUCCUGAUGUAGUCUGAUGAAGAGUUCUGGAUGGUUUGAAAACCUGCACACUAUUUCAUGACCUUUGGAGUGGUCUAAAAUAAAUGUCCAUGCUUGGACAAGGAUUUUGUGUGCUGAAUGCAGCCUCUUCUGUGACUCAGCUACAUACCACAUGCUGUACAACUCAGAUCAGAUAUCAUGGGUUGCUACUUCAGCAAAGGAGAGCUGACAAGGAUGAGCCUUUCCUCUGCAUUCAUUCAUUUAGAUCUGUCUCUAAAGAUCCUGCGACUCCCUCCUUUUGACUGACCUAGCAGGGAUCACUACCGGGAUCACUCCCUAUUUGACAGUUUUCUCACAGGUUGCUAUUUUGUUGAAUCUGGAUCUGAACCAAGAUAUAAGUAAAGUUUCAAAAGUCAGUUGAAAUCACCAUCCUGCUCAAUUGGCUAAAAGUAUCACUAGUUUGCCCUCUUGCUAAACUACCUAGCACUCACCCAUGUUGACUUUAUUUCAUGUGACCUCCAAGUGGCCAAAUUGUUUCAAACGGGUAGAAAUAUGGCUCUAAUUUGUGUUUAUUUUAAAAUCCCCUCCCCACUCUUCUACUGUGUGAAUGAAACUACCUUAAUAUCCUUCUGUGGCACUUCUUUGUUUUAGCGGGAAAUUAAAAUGUCACGCUUACCGUACUGUUAUGACAUCUUCUGGGAUUUUUUUGUACUGAUCCAUCAUGAAAUGCAAGUGGAACCAGGUUUGUGGCUGCUGCACUGAAAGUGAGCCAGUGCUCAAUGUAAAGAUGAAUAUUUCACCCUGCAUGGAACCUAUGUGAUAGGAAGGUCUAAGAAGCCCAGGAUUAUUAACAAGAGCUAUGACACCACCUGCCUUAUUGUAACCCACCUAAGGUGCUUUGGAUCUGCUCAAUUGUGAUCCGUUCAGCUGUUGACCAAUGCUUGUUUUUCUUGCAUGUAUUAUCUGUGCAAAGGCAAGAACUCUUGAUGCUAAUAUGGAUUUGGGCUAACAUCCCAGAAGAAUAAGGACCAAAAUACACUUAACUUUAUUCAUGAAAUCAGCAAUUGUGUGAUAAAUAGGUUUCUUUUAAAAAGCAAACAGCAAUCAGAGGAUGGCCUAAUUCAGAUGAUGGACAAUAGUUUAACCACCUCCAGUAUCCCAAUUGAGAUUGCUCUUUCCUUUGCAAAGGAAAGAACAUUUGUUAAGAUGUUGUCUAUCCUUCUUCGAUGAUGAACUUGUCACUUCACUGAUAUCUCUGCUGCCUUUCCUUUAUUUAUACUUGCUGGUUGUUGAGUGGGAGCAGGGCAGAAACCUAUUAUUUCUGUAUAAUUAGUGCAGUAUAAAGAGGACGGUUAUUUUGUACUACAUUUCUUCUGUUCUAGUAUCUGUAUCUUCUGUUCUAGUCCCUAAAAAUGAAUGAUGUUGGCUGCAUAAAUAAACCACUCCAUUGUCUAAAAUGUCCUGCUGUAUGAAAGAAAUGUUCUUACUAAAUGUUUCGUCCACAUGGCUCCAUAAAGUCCUGGUCACUAAAUGACCAAGUGUGAGUGUGUGUGUGUAAAAACAGACUCUGUAGAUGUGUGCCCGUGGAGUUGAUGUUCUGAUGGCAUUUGUCACAUUUAUGUGUAAGAAGACCUGCAGCUCCUCAGCUUGCCACUGGCUAGAGAGGAAAGGCUAAUGAACUGUGUCAAUUUAUAUGAUAACUCAACAGACAAGAACUCUCCCAAAUGGUCACAUGUGUGUUAAUCGUUUGUUUGUUUUUCUGAACCGGAAAUAAAAGACUCAUUUAGAUUAAA